CUAAUGUGCCUGAUAAAAUUUCAGAUCUCUCACCUGUAUGUCCCAAUAACUGGAAUCAUACACACAAUGGAUUGUGUUGGCGUGCAUUUGAUAAUCUCCAAAUGACGUGGAAGGCUGCUCAUUCGUUUUGCUUGCAACAUGACAGCCGUCUUGCAAAUUUAACUGAUGUUCAAGUUAUUAACAAGACAGCGACUGAUGGGAGACGAUACUGGAUAAACAAUGCUGAAAUUAAGGUCUACCCUCCACAAGAUCCGUUGCAAGGCUGGUACUGGCUUGAUGGCAGACAAUUUAAUGCCAGUCAUAGACGAGGGUUGUAUGGAAGACUCGAGAGAUACACUGGUCCGAACGAGAGAUGUGCUACGAUUCAUGAAAGCAAAAGUGUCAGUUGGAAAGAUAUGCCUUGCAAUAAACGUUGCUCAUUUGUCUGCAAAAAGAAAAAACGUAUUAAGAGCACG
Paramuricea clavata is the source of this 455-nucleotide messenger RNA. The record is from the annotation of a GenBank genome assembly. NCBI's taxonomy places the organism in Eukaryota, Metazoa, Cnidaria, Anthozoa, Malacalcyonacea, Plexauridae.